This is a messenger RNA of Striga asiatica, 1680 nucleotides long. The record is from the annotation of a GenBank genome assembly. NCBI's taxonomy places the organism in Eukaryota, Viridiplantae, Streptophyta, Magnoliopsida, Lamiales, Orobanchaceae.
AAGAAAAAAAAAAAAACAAAAAUCCAAAUCCUAGAAGGUGAUAAGAAUGGGCAAAAAGUUCAGAAGUAAACGCUGUACGCAGAUUUCCUGUUAAAAAAAUCUCCCAAACAGCAGCGACCAGACCCACAAAACCGCGUCGUACCCUUCUCUAUCGCUUAAGAAUUAAGCAACACCAUUCAGAUCAAUCCAAUUUCAUCUUACAUGUCUAAACUUGAAAAUAUUAUAAGUUAACAAACAAUUAGCAAUAACCUGCGGACGGUCAGCUCGUGAAAAACGAAAUAAGACUUAAUCGGAGAUGUGGGCAAAGAUUACUGGACUUAGGCGGAGACAAACGUAGACAGCCGAAGACGAAGGGAGACGAGCGGACAUGACCAGAGGUGGGAGAAGACGAGUGGAAACAACCAGAAACGGGCGGCGGAGGAGGCAAGCGUGGUCGGCCAAAAACGGCGGAGACGAACAGACACGGGAGGAGGCGGACGGAUACGACCGGUAAACGGGCCGUAGACUCCUCAAGACAACCGGAGACGGGCGUAGAUGGGUCGGAGAUAACCGGAGACAGAAGAGACAGGCGCAGACGACCGGUGACGAGAAAUCUGAUAUUUGGGGCUACGGUUCGAAUUUGAUUUCUCUGCUUUGAGAAUUUGAUAGAUUUUUGUAUUUUUUAUAAUUAAAAAUAUUGGUUUGGUGAGUGGUGAGUAACGUAACCAUGGUUCAUUGGUUUCUAAUACUGUGGUUGAUUUUUUCUCUCGCUAAAAUUUUGCCUGAAAGAAAAAAAGGAAAAAAGAAAAGAAAAUUGAAAUCUACACGUGUCAGCUGUUAAGGUGGUGAGGGCGGCAGCAUCGAAUUAGCCGCCGAUGACGCAUAUCCAGAUUACACUACUCGAGAAAAGUAUGGCCCCCUUGUUUCCCUUCCUCCUCUCCGCCGUCUCCGCCUCGCCGCCGCCGGCCCUCCGCACUGCUUUCUACUCGGAGACCUGCCCGCAGGCGGAGGCCAUCGCACGGGGCGUCCUCAGGCAGGCCAUGGCCAGAGAAAUUAGAAUCGCUGCCUCUGUUAUGCGCCUACAGUUCCAUGAUUGUCUAGUUAAUGAUUGUGAUGGGUCAUUGUUGCUGGAUGACACGCCGAACAUGGUUGGAGAGAAAUUGGCUUUGUCGAACAUAGAUUCGCUGAGAUCGUACGAAGUGAUCGAUGAGAUUAAGGAAGCAUUGGAGAGGACGUGUCCUGGAAUUGUCUCUUGUGCCGAUAUCAUCAUCAUGGCUGCUAGAGAUGCUGUUCUUCUGAGUGAGGGCCCACACUGGGAAGUGAAAUUGGGCGAGUUUUUCGGGGCAUUUGUAGAGGGGAUGAUUAAGCUAGGGAUAUUUGCAGUCCGGGAUUGCAGGGUGGUUAAUGAUGGGCCGUUGUUGCUGACCCAAGCCCAACGUCAGGGUUCGGUUUGUUUUCCAACAGAUGUUAAUUGUGUUAAUUGUUAUUGUACAUGUCAAGACUCAAGCAGAGGUUUAAGCCUAAAAUGCGAUAAUAAUUUUUCUGCAAUAUCAUGUUUGUUUGCAUGUUGGGAUGAUGGCUUGGUUAUACAAGCAAAAAGUGUAAUAUUAUUAAAUGGCUCUGUGCUGUGUUUGGAACCGAGCAAGGUGUUCAAAUUGUAUGGAUAAAUAGGAACAAGCUCAGAAGCGCAUUAAAUUGGAC